AUGAAAAGAGGUUCAACUUCAACUAAUCUACCGCGACCUCUAAAAAGAUAUAAAGCUGAACGAUGUAUAGUAUCAGACGCAGAAACAUCUACUGUUGAGGAUAGUCAUCCGAACGUAACAAAUCAAGAAGAGGGCCCUCACUCUUCCAGUACACCAAUUUAUCCGAAAAAAAUCAAAGCAGGUGAGCAUGGUCCUGAGGAGAGAGUUGAGCAAUUUACAAUCAAAACAUCUUUGCACAAUACAUACCGAAACAACACAAUGGCUCAAGAAUUUUUAAAAGCUGCCAAAUAUACCACCAAGGUUUUGUUUGUUGGCUCCAUGUUUGCAAACUUUGUCUUUAUCAAACUACUCAAUUCCAAUCAAGAAAUUCCGGCUAUUGGACAAAGCUUGUUUAUCAAUAUGUUUACUAUCAUAUCUGGAAAUGGCAAAAAUACUUCGCCGAGUUUUCAAAAGACCGUCCAGAUCGAUCCUCAAGCACCUUUUAGAGUAUUGAGCCAGUGCGAUAAACCCAAUUAUCGCAAGGGAUUGAAAACAGAAUCUGAUUUAAUUGACUUUUAUUACAAGUAUUUUAACUUUUCAAAAAUUGUAUUCCGUACUCGAGAAAGUCUUACGAACGAAAAGAAAAAAUUCAAGCAAGUACAAAAUAAACAUGAUACCGCAGUGUCUAACCUAGGUCCAUAA
Phycomyces blakesleeanus NRRL 1555(-) is the source of this 681-nucleotide messenger RNA. RefSeq lists its product as hypothetical. The record is from RefSeq and is a predicted model, not a curated record. NCBI's taxonomy places the organism in Eukaryota, Fungi, Mucoromycota, Mucoromycetes, Mucorales, Phycomycetaceae. The transcript is spliced from 4 exons. The coding region runs from base 1 to 681 and encodes 226 amino acids.